Rotaria socialis is the source of this 771-nucleotide messenger RNA. The record is from the annotation of a GenBank genome assembly. NCBI's taxonomy places the organism in Eukaryota, Metazoa, Rotifera, Eurotatoria, Philodinida, Philodinidae.
AUGGUUCGUAUUUAUUUGUUACUUCUCAUAUUAUUAGGAAACAUUUCUCAAUCAUUGGGUUUGAAUGCUUUGUUUUUGACGCUUGGCGCAGCUGGCCAUUCUAUCCCAAUGUUUGAAUUAGCUAAAGCAAUGAAAAAUCAUAAUGUAACUUUUAUUACUGAAGCAUUUGCACAAGCAUAUAUCAAUACUGAAAACUAUUCAAAUAGAUCUUCGUUUCGUUUGAUUUUUACAAAUGAUUCAACUGAUGCAAUUACGGAAGAAAAUAAAAUCGAACAAGAGAUUAUCGAAUAUUUUAUGAAUCAUUCAGUAUUUGAUGGUGUUUUUCAUAUAAUGCCAGCUGUUGGCCGAAUAACGAAUGCACUAAUGCAUAAAGCAAUAGAUGCGUUAAUGUCCGACCGGUUUGAUGUCAUCAUUAGUAGUUCAUUAGUUUUAGGCACUGCUGCUUUAUGCGAAAAAGCCAAUACAUCGUGUGUAAUACAGAGAGCAGAAAUGAAAUUGAAUAUUUUUUAUGUAAAUCUACCCACAAGCUAUUCGUUGCUGUCAGCAAAGCAAAUAACUCAAUUCAAGUAUCGUAUUUAUAAUGUUGUUUUUUAUUUCCGCUUGAUAAUGAGCAUUUUCAAACAGUUGAUGGAAUCAUUCUACAUUAUUUUUCAAUCAUUUCCACAAAUACAAGGACCAUUUUAUGAUACUUUCACAUUAAAAAAUUUACUGUUAAGCAAAACAAGCUGUUUGAACUUAUGUAGCCUACCACCAACACUCUAUCCACCAUAA